Eleginops maclovinus (Patagonian blennie) is the source of this 2461-nucleotide messenger RNA. It is a transcript of the gene tbx5a, whose product is annotated as T-box transcription factor 5a. The record is from RefSeq and is a predicted model, not a curated record. Bases 373 to 1950 code for a protein of 525 amino acids. Gene Ontology annotation, biological process: cell fate specification; cardiac left ventricle formation; pattern specification process. The transcript has 9 exons. NCBI's taxonomy places the organism in Eukaryota, Metazoa, Chordata, Actinopteri, Perciformes, Eleginopidae. Gene Ontology annotation, cellular component: nucleus. Gene Ontology annotation, molecular function: DNA-binding transcription factor activity, RNA polymerase II-specific; RNA polymerase II cis-regulatory region sequence-specific DNA binding.
ACGGACUUGCUCCUCUGGGACUCGGAUACAGUUUACUGCUAUAUGUGCUAUCACCGGACUCGAUUCACAAAACGGUCUUCAGCUGUAAAAUGCACGAUUAGGCACCGAGCAGCGCCUUGUAGCUGUCAGCGAGUUGCGCUAACAUCUCAACGGUCACGGCUCCGCUUGUUGGACUUACUGUGAGAGGGGAAAACGUGGGGAUUCAUGGAGAUUCGGUCCAGUUUAAUCGAGAAACACGGCUGGAUUAUUUGAUUUGGGUCGGGGCAUUGAACAUUUUAAAAACGAAGACGGCGUUUCUCUGUUUGGCCACCGCCGUGUCCAACUCUAGCCUGUUUGUUUUUAGCUGGGACAGUAGUUUUCCGAGAUCCGGUCAUGGCGGACCAAGAGGAGACUUUUGCCAUUCAAAACUCUCCUGGUGGCUCAGAUUCGAGGGAAUUACGGCCCGAAAAUAAAUCCGAGAAACAGAACGGGACCUCAAGCAAAUCCCCUUCAUCACAGACAACUUACAUUCAGCAGGGAAUGGAGGGAAUAAAAGUCUACCUGCACGAGAGGGAACUCUGGGUGAAGUUUGACGAAGUGGGGACGGAGAUGAUCAUCACCAAAGCCGGAAGGCGAAUGUUCCCCAGCUUCAAAGUGAAGGUCACGGGAUUAAACCCCAAAACUAAAUAUAUACUCCUGAUGGAUGUUGUUCCUGCGGACGACCAUCGAUACAAAUUCGCCGACAACAAAUGGUCUGUGACCGGCAAGGCAGAGCCCGCAAUGCCCGGCAGGCUCUACGUCCACCCGGACUCUCCCGCCACGGGCGCGCACUGGAUGAGGCAGCUUGUGUCCUUCCAGAAGCUGAAGCUGACCAACAACCACCUGGACCCGUUCGGACACAUCAUACUAAAUUCGAUGCACAAGUAUCAGCCGAGGAUCCACAUAGUGAAGGCGGAUGAAAAUAACGGCUUUGGCUCCAAAAACACGGCCUUUUGCACUCACGUCUUCCCGGAGACAGCCUUCAUCGCGGUUACGUCCUAUCAGAACCAUAAGAUAACCCAGCUGAAGAUUGAGAACAACCCGUUUGCAAAAGGCUUUCGAGGAAGUGAUGACAUGGAGCUGCACCGAAUGUCUAGGAUGCAAAGUACCAAGGAGUAUCCAGUAGUGCCUCGCAGUGCAGUGCGUCAGAGAGUGGGCUCCAGCCAGAGUCCGUUCAGUGGGGAGGUCCAGGGCAUGACCACCCCGAGCACCCUGAGCUCCCAGUACUCCCAGUGUGAGAACGGGGUCACAAGCACCUCGCAGGACAUGCUGCCUCAGUCAGGCUCUUACCCACUGCCACAUGAGCACGGCCAGGAGUACCACUGCAUCAAGAGGAAAGUGGAGGAUGACGGCCACUCAAGUGAGCACAGCUAUAAGAAGGCAUAUCUAGAGAGCUCGUCCAGUGAGGAGGACCAUUACUACCGUCCUGUUGGCUACGCCCAGAGCCUCGGCCUGGCCGCCGGGCCCUACCGCAGUGAGUCCAGCCAGCGGCAGGCCUGUAUGUAUGCCAGCGCCUCACAGGGUGCUGAGCCAGUUCCUAGUUUGGAGGACAUCAGCUGCAACACGUGGGCCAGCGUUUCACCCUACGGGAGCUGCUCUGUCACCACCAUGCAGCCAAUGGACCGGCUGCCUUACCAACACUUCUCAGCUCACUUCACCUCAGGGUCUCUGGUGUCCAGGCUUGGUGGGGUUGGGGGGCACGCCUCUCCGCAGCUGGGCGAUGGCCACCACGCUGCCAUGUACCAGAGCUCCAUGACCCACCAGACUCUGGGCCGCCAGUGCAGUCCUGGGGCUGGGAUCCAGUCGCCAGCAGCUGGCCUACAGGGAAACGAGUACAUCUACACACAUGGCAUACCACGUACACUAUCGCCACACCAGUACCACACUGUGCACAGUGUAAGCAUCAUGCCAGAGUGGAAUGAGAACAGCUAAAAGAGCUUCUAUAAACACUCAGAUAAACAUAUUAAAAAGGAAAAAAAACAAAGAAGGACCAAAAUAAGGCAGGGUUUAGAUGAAAUCAUAUUUAUAUUUUUAGAGGACGUGUUGCUGACCAUCUUAAUGAGAUCAGUGUUGGUUCACUGACAGCAAUGGACAUUGGUGAGAUGGUGUUGAAGUAGGAAAGCAAGCAUCUUAUCACUUAACUUGUUGUGACAGAAUCUGCACUUAUAAGCAAAUAACAUGAACAUGAACAAAGAGGAGCUGGACCAGAACGCAACUGCUCAAGUGCAGAGAAAGUGAACACCGUGGGAAUCAAACACUGAUCAGAAGAACAAAACUGCUUCAGAUGCAAAGUCUGAGGUCACAGUUUCACAGUGUUUAUUAGCUGGGAUGUUUCUUCGAUGUACAAGACUCUUGUUUUGCAUUCCUGUUCCAAAAUUGAGUAAAAAAAAAAAAAAAUAGAAAGAAGAAAAAAAAGGAUAUUUGUCUUCUGCCACAUUAUCCA